UAUUUAAAAGAUAAAAAAAUUAAAUUUAGGAGGACACAUGACUGAUAGAUAAGAGGGAAAAAAUAAAAAUAAAAAUAAAAAUAAAAAAAAUUCAUCCAACAAUCAAGAUACAAAUUGAAACUGAACCUCACCCAUCACACCAACACAUUAUAUAGAAGUUGGGCUUUUGAAGUUCUAUAAUAGAACUCUCUCUAUGCAUAUGUAGUCGUCAUCUACUAACUAUUUUUGAAUCCCCAAAUUUUAUUCAGGGGAUAGCAUAGCAACUAUGGAUCAAACACCCCAUAUAGGCAUCCUACCCAGUCCAGGAAUGGGUCACCUCAUCCCACUCUCCGAGUUCGCCAAGCGACUCGUUCUCCACCACAACUUCUCCGUCACCAUCAUCGUCCCCACCACCGGACCACCAUCCAAAGCCCAAAAGGACGUCCUCCAAUCCCUCCCCGUCGGCGUAAACCACAUCUUUCUCCCACCGGUUAGCUUCCACGAGUCCACUCAGGAAAUCAAAGCCGAGACCCAAAUCUUCCUCACCGUGUCUGGCUCUCUUUCCUCUCUCCGCGACACGUUAAAGUCGUUAAUUGCGACCACCCGUUUGGUCGCUCUCGUCGUAGAUCCGUUCGCCACCGAAGCCUUCCGUGUCGCAGAUGAACUUCACGUCUCGCCGUACUUGUUAUUCGCAGCGCCGGCGAUGACUCUGUUGUUUUGCCUUCAUUUGCCACUUCUUGAUCAAACAGUUUCAUGUGAAUACAGAGACUUACCUCAACCGGUUCAACUUCCGGGUUGCGUCCCGGUUCCUGGAAAAGAUCUCCUGGACCCGGUUCAGGACCGCUCCAACCCAGCAUACAAGGGAAUUCUUCAACAGGUGAAGCGGUUGACUUCAUGUGAGGGGAUUUUAGUGAAUAGUUUCAUGGAUAUGGAAGAGGGGGCUAUAAAAGCUUUGCAGGAGGAAGAACCUGGUAAGCCGCCGGUUUAUCCCAUUGGGCCGCUUAUUCAGACCGGUUCAAGUACUGGGCCGGAUAGGCCCGAGUGUUUGGUAUGGCUGGAUAAUCAGCCAAGUGGCUCGGUCCUAUUCGUCGCCUUCGGAAGCGGCGGGACCCUCUCAAGUGAGCAGCUCAAUGAACUGGCGUUUGGGUUGGAAAUGAGUGGGCAAAGAUUUCUGUGGGUGGUAAGAAGCCCAAAUGAUGCAGCUGCCAAUGCUGCAUUCUUUAGCGUCCAAAGCCAAGACGAUCCUUUUGGUUUCUUACCAGAUGGAUUUUUGGACAGGACAAAAGAGCGAGGACUGGUGGUGCACUCUUGGGCACCACAGGUUGAGGUCCUGAGCCAUGGUUCAACCGGUGGGUUCAUAACUCACUGUGGUUGGAACUCGACCCUAGAAAGUGUGGUCCAUGGGGUGCCACUAAUUGCUUGGCCACUUUAUGCGGAGCAAAAGAUGAAUGCUCUAAUGUUACAUGAGGGACUAAAAGUGGCUUUGCGUCCACAAGCUAAUGAACAUGGUCUGGUGGGUCGAGAGGAAAUUGCAAAAAUAGCAAAGAAUCUAAUGGAAGCAGAAGAAGGGAGUUUGAUUCGCGGCAGAAUAAAAUCCUUGCAGAGCGCUGCUAGAAAUGUCUUAAAUAAAGAUGGAUCCUCUACAAAGUCACUAUCCGAAUUGGUAAGUAAGUGGAGGAAUCAUAAACAUGUUUAAUUUCCUCCAAUUUUUAUGGUUAUUUAAUAAGAAUAUGGACCUUAUAUUUAGCAUUAAGGUCCCCCCUAGCUGGACUUGGGUUAUGGGUUGCUCAAGUUAAAGUCACGUAACACCCACUUGCAUUUCAAGUUGCCCCCAUAUGUAUCUGCAUAUUUAAUUCUUUGAAUAUUCCACUUCAUUAACUGAUAAUCUAAAAAAUUCUCAAAAUUUAUUAUUAAUAUUAUCGAAUAAUCUAAAAAAUUCUCA
Molecule: messenger RNA, 1921 nt
Organism: Cornus florida
Lineage: Eukaryota; Viridiplantae; Streptophyta; Magnoliopsida; Cornales; Cornaceae
Product: hydroquinone glucosyltransferase-like
Exons: 1
Coding region: 266-1675 (469 amino acids)
Molecular function (GO): UDP-glycosyltransferase activity
Source: RefSeq, a predicted model, not a curated record